AUGAUAUUAUUUAUUCUUUUUUUCGCCAUUGCUGCUUCUGAUAAAGCUCUGAUUACGCAUAGUUGUCCUGGAGGUAAAUCAGUAUGUCCGGACUCAGCAACCUGUUGUCUAAUUAAUGAAGGCAUUUAUGGUUGUUGUCCGAUGAUGGAUGCAGUAUGCUGCAAUGAUCUUAUUCAUUGUUGUCCUCCUGCUACAAAAUGUGAUAUGAUACACAGACAGUGUUUACAGGAUUAA
Molecule: messenger RNA, 234 nt
Organism: Brugia malayi
Lineage: Eukaryota; Metazoa; Nematoda; Chromadorea; Rhabditida; Onchocercidae
Gene: Bma-pgrn-1
Exons: 3
Coding region: 1-234 (77 amino acids)
Cellular component (GO): extracellular region
Source: RefSeq, a predicted model, not a curated record